UCCCAGCUCGCAGCAUCCUCGGGAGCAAUGGCGUCGGAUUCGGUUACCGCUCCGAUCAGCUGUUGAUCAACGGGACUGACUCCGUGUGUCCGAUCAUCCGCUGGAAGCUGCGUGCGUCCGAGCACACCGAUCAUCUGACUGACCGAUUACAGCGCGUGAGUGACGGGAGGCUGAAGUCAUGGAUGUGUUCGGCUUUCUCAAUCUAAACGAGCUCGCGCUGGGGCUGUCAAACCUCUCCAUGUUCCCCUGCUUCGACAUCGCGCAUUACAUCAUAUCAGUGAUGAGUCUGAGAGAGCAGCCAGGAGCGCUGGAGGUCUCUCAGCGGAGUCCGUUCGCCUGCUGGUUCAGUUCGAUGCUGUAUUGUUUCGGAGGAGCUGUUCUCUCAGCGCUGAUGAUGGCAGACGCUCCGGUCGCACCACUGACCAACACCAGCAACCUGCUGCUCGCCUCACUGAUGUGGUAUCUGGUGUUCUACUGUCCUCUGGAUGCCGUGUUCUCGCUGGCGUCCGUGUUCCCCGUGCGUCUGGUCUUGACGGCGAUGAAGGAAGUGACCCGCACCUGGAAGGUUCUGGGCGGAGUCACACAAGCAGGAAGGAAGUACAAAGACGGUCUGUUUGUGAUGAUCGCGGUGGGCUGGGCUAAAGGAGCCGGAGGAGGACUCUUGAGGAACUUUGAGCAGCUGGUGCGAGGCGUCUGGAGACCGGAAACCAACGAGCUCCUGAAGAUGACAUACCCGACCAAGGUGACUCUGCUGGGGUCGGUGGUGUUCUCUCUCCAGCAGUGUCACUUCCUCCCGAUCCAGACGCAUCAUCUGAUCUUCAUCUACACACUCUUCAUCGUCACCAACAAGACGCAGAUGAUGUUGUUGGGUUCCUCAUCGUAUCCGUUUUCAGCCGUGGAGACUCUGCUCUACAAGACUCUGUUUGUUCGACCUUUGACCUUUUCACCUCUGACCGACCCGACCCCGAGCCGCUGUUCUUCCCCGAACCACAACAAACCGAAAGCAAAAGACCAGAAACCCAGCGACACCAACGAACCGGACCAAACCAAGCCCAAAGACACAGAAACCAGCAAAAAGAUGGACUGAGUCCUCACGAGGACGAGCCACACACUGAUGAUGCUUUUAAACACACACAUGCUUUUUAUCCGAAUAUCUUGAUAUGUACAUAUUUGCUGUUCUGAGCUACUCUUUUCUAUCCUGUAAUGGUGAGGAUAAUAUAUUUUACUAUAAUUUAUAAUGCACUUGUGAAUGCAAUCACUGAAAGUGGAGUGCUGAAACCUGUUUAAGAUGUUUUGAUGCUGAAAUGAUUGAAUAUAAUUCACUCGCUCUGA
Messenger RNA from Carassius auratus (goldfish), 1332 nucleotides. Its product is annotated as trimeric intracellular cation channel type B-like. The record is from RefSeq and is a predicted model, not a curated record. Gene Ontology annotation, cellular component: membrane. NCBI's taxonomy places the organism in Eukaryota, Metazoa, Chordata, Actinopteri, Cypriniformes, Cyprinidae. Gene Ontology annotation, biological process: potassium ion transmembrane transport. Gene Ontology annotation, molecular function: identical protein binding; potassium channel activity. The transcript is spliced from 6 exons. The coding region runs from base 179 to 1087 and encodes 302 amino acids.